GAACACAGCUCAUUAACAGCUGCCUGGUUGCUAGACGACUCAAUCCGCAACAGUGAUGUGAAAACAGAAGCCCCUGCUUUGAAACCGAAACACAAUAACAGCUCCAGGUUUCAGGGAGAUAUGGUCUACAUUGUAUAUCAGGACAACAACGACCUUCUGUGUGGACUAUCCUUGUUGUUGUGGACGGAAACCCUUGUUGUUGCUUAGCUAGCGUCUCUUUUGUUGCCUUCUGUUUUACUACUAGCAGCAGGGUGAACCUGAAGUGCUCUUUCUGGACUGGAACAUGUCAAGAUUACACACGAUCAGAGUCAAGUUCUCAAACUUCACGUAACAUAACUAACCAGUGAUGUUCAGUACGACUGCCAAGAUGUCUCAGGAGGCGAGUGAUGUUCAGACAGAUGAGGACUGUGAGGAGCUGGUUGAUGAAAGCUUCUCAUUUUCUGCUGAUAUUCCUGAAAAGAGAACAGGGAGGAAGAGAUUUUCUGGCAAGCCUCCUCCUUCUCCAAGGUCUCCAUACCUCUCCAGUCUGAAUGUGAACCAAAGAAAAGUGGUGGCGGCCUGGAAGCUGCCGAGGUCCUCUCUGGGGGACACCAGAGGGGACACAUCCGGGGAGAGCGUCUCCGCUCGUCUCACGUCCCUCAGCAACGGCCACGAUAUGUCCCAGACGCUGAGAUCAGAGUGUGAUGUCACACCUGAGCUCCUCAAACAGACCUUGAGCACGAGGAAACACAAACAUCUAAACUCUGCGUUCAAUGGCUUCUCCAUCCAUACAGGUGACCACAGAGAGAAGGAGGACAUGUAUGAUGAGAUUAUUCGCCUCAAGAAGACUAUCCAUGCACAGAAGUCUGACAACCAACAACUGAAAGCCAAACUGCGGCGCUCGGAGGAGGACAAUACCAAAAGAGAGAAGCAGAUAGAGGAACUGUUGGAUCCCACUAAAGGAUCUGAAUACACUCGUAGUUUUGUGGAUAAGAGGAAAGAAGGCAGUGUGGUUGUGAACGGACUGAAACAGAGAAUCCUGAAGCUGGAGCAACAGUGUCGAGAGAAAGAAAACGCCCUGAGUAAACUACAAAGUGAGCUGAGGACCACCAACCUGGAGGAGCUGAAGAUCACAGUCGAAACCUACUUUGAAGAGAUCAAGAGACUCAGAGUUCUUUUGGAGGCUGCAGAAAAAAGUAGUCGUGCAGAGAGUAAAUGCUCGCAGAGGCAGCAGAGAGUUUUUAGCACUAGAGUUCACCGCCUGUCUGAGGACCUGAACCAGCUGCAGCAGGAGAACUCUGUGCUCAAGGAGGAGCUCGACACGGACAGCCCUGCAGGAGGACUCAAAGGUUACAGAGAGUGGAGUAAACAGAGACUGUUGAGACGCCUGUUGGAGGUGGAGAAGAGGCUGGAAGACAGCAAAAGACACACCCAGUCGCCCAAGAGCAGCAGCCGAUUGGAUCAGGAGGUUCAGGCCGUUCCAGUGGAGAUUCUGAGGUUUGCCAUGGCAACAGAGGCAGUGGUCUCUGUGGGAAUGAUGACUGAGAAUGGGGGGGAGGGAUGUGAUCUGGAAGAACGCCUCGGCCAAUCGGAGAAGGAGAGGGCAGAGCUUGAAGAGAAACUGUCAAGUAAAGAGGACGAGUUGAAAGAGCUGAGGACAGAAAAAGAAGAACUGGAGAAAGAGGCGGAGCGAUGGAAAGAUGAACAGACAAAAGAAAGAGACAAGGAGAGAGAGCAGCAUAAAGAGGAGCUGGAGCAGUUACGGGCGAGGAUCCAAACUCUGGAGGAAAGAAGUAAAGCUGCACAAGUUGAGCUGUUGUCUCUCUCUGCCACAUCGCCAGAGGACAAUGGAGACAACAAAGACAACAAGGACACUCAGGCUGUUUCUGAUCCAGUCACUGAAAAAGAGAGAGCCACUGAAUGCAAAGAGGAGAGAGUCGGGGAUAGAGAAAAUGCAGAAUCAGGUGCAGAUGCAGAGAAGAGAGAGAAAGAGAAAGCAGCGUCGGUUCUCCAGAAGAACUGGAGAGAGCACAGAAGAAGGGACAUUGUGAUGCUGCAGUCAGCGUUAAGAGGCCACCUCCUCAGAGAGUCACAGAUCCAGGUCCUGCUGAAAGACAACCAGAACAAGGCUGAAGAAGCAUCGAUCUGCAGUGAUGUGGCAUCCUCCACAGAGGGAGAGCUGGAUGCAGUUUCCUUGGCGAUGAUUCAGUCAGCAUUCAGGGGACACCUGGCACGCUGUGAAUUUGCAGUAGAGAGCUCCCAGUUGUCUGUGCCUUCUAUGACGGGUAAAGAUUUGCCCACACUGGUACCAAGGAGGGCUCGAUCAGCACAUAAACCGAGCAGAACAGGUGCUGCAUCCCCCCAUAAAGAUGAUGAAAAGCAGGGUGAGGAAGAAGAACCCUCUAAUGCCUCCAGGAAGAAACUCACUCGAGAGCAAACAGAGCUUCGUUGCACAGCUGAGUCUGGUGGAGCUGCUGCAGCUGAUUCUGACGACUCUGAUGACAUCAUCGUUUCUCCGUCUCGUCCAAUGAGGAGCAGAGAAGUCCUACUCCUAUAGAUCCCCUUGGUUGUGUGUGUGUUUAGUACGCUUGAGUGAGAGAUAGAGAGAGAGAGUGAGUGAGUUUUGACCAUAUAACAAUGGUUUGGGUUCUUAGUGAACCUGCAUAUGACAGCUGGGAUGUUUCCAUACCUUGUCAGGAAACAUUAAACAUGCACAGCAUUUUACUGUGUGCUCAUCUCA
This is a messenger RNA of Notolabrus celidotus (New Zealand spotty), 2719 nucleotides long. It is a transcript of the gene iqce, whose product is annotated as IQ motif containing E. The record is from RefSeq and is a predicted model, not a curated record. The transcript is spliced from 21 exons. Gene Ontology annotation, molecular function: protein binding. The coding region runs from base 347 to 2536 and encodes 729 amino acids. Lineage: Eukaryota; Metazoa; Chordata; Actinopteri; Labriformes; Labridae.